AUGGGUCAACGAUCCAGUACAACCGCCAACACAAACGAUCAACGAUCAAGCUCGCUUGCGACGCAAGCCGAGCUAACGCUGUUAGCAACAGCACAUGCACAAGUCAUCACCUCAUCCACGACCUACAACGCAAGGCUGCUCGUCGACUCCGGAUCGGAGCUCAGUUUCGUUUCUGAAGAUCUCGUCGAACAGCUAGGACUUCAACGCACUCAAUCUUCAAUCUCCAUCACUGGCAUUGGUGGCAAGAAAUCAACACAAACUCGAGGUAUUGUAUCACUACAUUUACAAUCUCUUUACAAUACCUCAUCGAUCUCAAUACAAACUCAUGUGUUGCGCACUCUAACCACAAUUUUGCCGUCUUCUGAGGCACCCCACCAAGACUGGCCACAUCUCAAUCGUCUCAAGUUGGCAGAUCCUGAGUUUUACAAACCACGACCCAUCGACGUCAUCAUCGGUGCCGACAAUUAUGGACGAAUUAUAAAAUCAAAUGUAAUUAAAGGUUCGCCAUCAAUGCCAGUCGCCCAGCUCUCAAUAUUCGGAUGGCUCGUUAUUGGACCAGCAAGGAGGCGUCAAGCUCGUGCUUAUUCAUCAUUUAAUGCAUCAAUCUCUCAAGACAGCGACGCUGCUCUGAGAGAACUGCUGACGAAAUUCUGGAUUCAAGAGGAGCUUCCAACGGAAAACACAUCUCAACUCACACCGGACGAACAAGAGUGUGAAGAUCACUUUCGUGCAACGCACAGCCGUGAUUCUACUGGGCGAUACGUGGUGCGUAUUCCUCUCAAAACAAAUACUAAAGUCUUGGGUACCUCUUACAGCACAGCUCGCUCCUGCCUGCGACGCACGCUCAGCAAGCUCACUCGAAAUCCUGAGUACCGUGAGCAAUAUCAGCGAUUCAUGAUGGAGUACGAGGACCUCGGUCACAUGAAGAAGGCUUCUUCAAUCUCGCCCAACGACUCUUCAAUUUACUAUCUUCCACAUCACGGAGUUUUCAAGCCUGACAGUGAAACAACAAAGCUGCGGGUCGUCUUCAGUGGCUCAAGUCCAACAACAACUGGACUUUCUGUCAACGACAUCAUGCACACUGGUGCGAAUCUCCUGCUCAACAUCAACGACGUUUUGCUGUGGAUUCGCCAUCACAAAUGCAUAUUCGCCACGGACAUCACAAAGAUGUAUCGUCAAGUACGAGUACAUGAAGACGAUUGGAAUCUCCAACGGAUACUCUGGAUAGAUGAGGAAUCAAAUGAAGUCCCAUACACACUGACAACAGUCACCUACGGUACCAAAGCUGCACCAUUUCUAGCUGUCAGAGCCCUGUUGCAACUUGCAGAGGACGAAGGUCAACGCUACCCACUGGCAGUACCAUCAAUCAAAUAUGCAAGGUAUGUCGACGACAUAUUUGGUGGUGCAGAUUCUCUUGAUUCGUUAAUUGAAAUUGCUUCACAAUUAACUGACUUGUGCAACGCGGGCGGUUUCCCUCUUGCAAAGUGGCACUCAAACGAAGCCUCUCUGCUUGAAACCAUCGUGCCUUGCAAUAAUUCUCAAGGUACAUCAAUCUCACUAGACGACUGCAAUACCAAAAUACUCGGAUUGCGAUGGAACACUGUCAACGAUAGUUUCACAUUCACUACUAAAUCUCACCACAAUCUCAAUUUUACAAAACGCCUUGUAUUAUCUGAAGUAGCACAGAUAUUUGAUCCGCUUGGCUUUUUGUCACCAGUCAUUAUUCGAGCGAAGGUACUCCUGCAAGAAUUAUGGCUUCUCAAUCUCAAAUGGGAUGAUCCACUGCCAUCCCAUGUUACUAUACGAUGGAUUGCGAUCAGAGAAGAUCUCACAAGUCUGGCCAGACUCUCAAUACCAAGGUGGUUCAACACCUACAACAAUUCUACAGUGGAAUUACACGGCUUCUCUGACGCUUCACAACUCGCCAUGGCAGCAGUAAUUUACAUUACUGUUUUUUCGCCGUCCACAGAUCUCAAGGUGACGUCACUGGUGUGCUCCAAGACAAAGUUCGCACCUCUCAAAAAACUUACAAUUCCCCGACUCGAGCUCACAGCUGCGCUGAUACUUGCAAAAUUACUGAAAUACGUUCAAGCUAAUCUCAAACUCAACAUUGCUACAAUUCACCUGUGGACGGAUUCUCAAGUAACACUUACAUGGAUCAAAUCUCACGCAUCACGAUGGAAAGAUUACGUCAAGAAUCGUGUAACACAAAUUCAAGAACUAACGCAAACUGCAACUUGGAUGCACGUUCCUGGCACAUCAAAUCCUGCUGAUUGCGCUUCAAGAGGAUUGACUACAACUCAGCUUGAACAACACGAGCUAUGGUGGAGGGGACCACCGUGGCUUUUACAAUCUCAAGAAUCAUGGCCUGUACAACGCAACGCAUCUGACGACACUUGCCUGCAGGAGUGUCGCCCAGGAAUCUCUCACGUGUUAACGUGCCAAAAAAUCGAUUAUCACUGGGACUUGAUUCACAAAUAUUCAUCUUUGCAAAAACUUUUUCAUGUUACCUCAGUUUGUUACAGGUUCAUCUCCAAACUGAGAAGGACAACUGCUUCAACGAGGCUCUCGAACACACCAGCUGAUUUGGAAAGGGCCAAAAUCUUCUGGAUCAAGGCCACACAAUCAGCAUACUUCUCACACGAGCUCAAGAUGAUGGUCAACAACCAAACGUUACCAUCGUCCCACGCCUUCAAUCGACUCACGGCCUUCAUCGACGAUCAAGGGGUUAUUCGAGUUGGAGGAAGACUCAGCAACGCUCAGUUAACCUAUGAAGGUAAACACCCUGCAAUCCUUCCACGUCACUCACGUCUGUCCGAAUUGAUUGUAGAUCACUCCCACAAAGCAACGCUUCAUGGAGGGACACAACUCACACUCGCUCACAUCAGACAGACUUACUGGAUCAUCGGUGGACGAGCUCCAGUCAAAUCUCACAUUCUGCGGUGUGUUGGGUGUGCUCGGCAGAGGGGGAUCCGUGCCCAUCAACUGAUGGGCCAACUACCUCUCUCUCGGGUUACACCCUCACACCCAUUCUCACACACCGGCGUAGACUACGCCGGUCCCAUCGCACUCAAGACGUGGAAGGGGCGAGGUGCGAAAACACAAAAGGGCUGGAUCUGUGUUUUCGUUUGCAUGACAACGUCUGCUGUUCAUCUGGAAAUGGUUACCGACUAUUCAACGGAUGGAUUCGUUGCCACGUACCGACGGUUCGCUGCAAGAAGAGGCAUUCCACAUACAAUCUACUCCGACUGCGGAACAAACUUCAUCGGAGCAGAUUCAGCAUUGAAAUCAAUGUUCGUCGAGGGCACUCAAGACAAUCAACGAUUGGCCAAGCUGUUCGUCGACGACCAUACAACUUGGAGUUUCAAUCCACCUGCUGCACCGCACAUGGGAGGAAAGUGGGAGGCAGUGGUCAAGUCUGUCAAAUACCAUCUCAGACGCACGGUGAGUGACACUUUACUCACCUUUGAAGAAUACUAUACUCUUCUAAAUCAGAUUGAAGCAACGCUUAAUUCACGACCACUGGAGCCUCUCACGGACGACCCUGACGAUCUCUCAGUGCUAACACCAGCUCAUUUCCUAAUCGGAAGAGCAAUCUCAACGCUGCCUGAGCCAUCUGUUGAACAGGCCAACAUCUCACCGAGAGCCAGGUGGCAUCUCAUACAACAAAAAUUACAACAAUUCUGGAAGCGCUGGUCAACUCAACAUCUCCAACGGAUGCAAUCAAUCUCUAAGUGGCAUCACCCUUCCAACAACAUCCACGUUGGAUCUCUGGUGCUGCUUACAGACGAGCGCUUCCCACCAUGCAAGUGGCCUCUUGCUCGAGUGCUCGCAGUUCACCCUGGACCAGAUGGACUGACGAGGGUCGUCACGAUCAAGACGGCCACCUCAACUCUAACUCGGCCAAUUGCAAGGUUGGCUCUACUACCAGUAGCGGAUCAGGAUUCAUCACCAUCUUCUACGAGCUGCUGA
This is a messenger RNA of Osmia lignaria (orchard mason bee), 3972 nucleotides long. RefSeq lists its product as uncharacterized. Gene Ontology annotation, molecular function: aspartic-type endopeptidase activity; nucleic acid binding. NCBI's taxonomy places the organism in Eukaryota, Metazoa, Arthropoda, Insecta, Hymenoptera, Megachilidae. The record is from RefSeq and is a predicted model, not a curated record. Gene Ontology annotation, biological process: proteolysis; DNA integration.